Cuscuta campestris is the source of this 741-nucleotide messenger RNA. The record is from the annotation of a GenBank genome assembly. NCBI's taxonomy places the organism in Eukaryota, Viridiplantae, Streptophyta, Magnoliopsida, Solanales, Convolvulaceae.
AAUCAGAAAGUUUUUAAAUAAAUAAAUAAAUAAGUUUCCCCAUCAAAAUUAAAUAAAAGACCAUUUUGAGGGAGAAACAUUUAUUUUUUAAAAAAAAUAUAUAAAAAAAUAUGGCUUUAAGGAACCAAAUUUCUUUCUCAAUGGUCUCUUUGGCCUUCAUCACAUUAACCCUCGUGGCAUGCCAAAAACCAGCCCUGGCCCACCAACCGGCCGCCGCCAGCCCGUUCUGCGACGGCCUGCCGGCCGAACAGGCGGCCUUCUGCGGGGAGGCCCUGCAGGGAGAGACGGAGUGGAAGAAGGCGGUGGUGGCGGUGAUCAAGGCGACCAUCAAGAAGGUGAAGUCGGCGGAGUACGCGGCGCGGUCGAUCGGGUCCGCCCUGCCGCCGAGCGUGCCGGAGUCGGACCGGGAGAACAUCGACGAGAAGUGCCACAGCGGCUUCGAGUACGCCCUCCACAACUUGCGCCGCUCCGUCAAGCGCAUCCGCAGCGGCGUCUACGCCAGGACCGACAACGUCGUCUACUCCGCCUGGGCCGGGAUCUUCGAGUGCAGUGGGGCCCUCAAUCACUUCAAGGUGGACAUGAGUGUGGGGCCAUUCAAGGUUCAAGAUGAGGCGGAGAAGGCGGUGGGGGCUUGCCAUGCGGCGGUUACCAACGCCCUGAAUGCAGGAGGCUUGACCCAUUUCUCCGAGGAGACUUGAUGCAAUUAACAAAAAUAGAUAUAACUAAAUGGGGAAAUAUUAU